AUGGACAAAUCUCUUAAGACGGAUUUGAAAGGGGUGAAGCAGAAGAUUGUAAGUGGGAUACAGGUUGUGAUUAGGGAUUUGGGAGUUAAUGAUUUGGGCGAAAAAGUGAAAGAUGAUUUGCAGAGUUUGAGGAGUAAUAUUUUGGGGCUCACGAGUAAAGUUACCGGUGACCGUACUGCAAGUGAUCUUGUUAAAGGUCAGUUAGAGGAGCUGGACAAGGCCAAAUUUGAGUUUAAGCAGAAGACGGACCCAAUUAAAACGCACACGGAUGGGCUUACUGACAACUUUAAUAGAGUUAUCAAGACUCCGCUUAGCAAGGCGGUCCAACAAGUUGACUCGGCGAUUGGGGAGCUUGGAGAUAAUUUUGAUAAAAGUACUAAUAUUAGCGGUAUUAUUGAAAAUAUUAAACAGAAGGUUGCGGCGAUUAAGGGGAGUGAUAAAGGCAAACAAGGCCUGGAUGGUAUUGUUGCGAAAGUGAAGGAGCUUGCCAACGCGUUUGUUCAGAAUAGGUCGAGAGAUUCUGGCUUUUACGCUAGAGUAGGCGGUUGGCUGGAAGGUGUAAUAGGGAAUGGGAAGCCGCUAGGGGAAAAUGGGUAUAAGAAGGGGUUGGAAGCUGUGAACUCUUGGCUUGGGACGAAUGGUGAUGCGGCAUUGAGAGAUCAAGUUAAGAAUCAUACUAUGGCUGCGCUUAACAGCCAAAUUGGUGCAGCGCAAGGGAAGAUUGGUGCAGUGAAAGAGGGCAUUAACAAAAAUCUCAGUGCCAUCGUAAGCGCUUGUGAGGAAUUUGUCAAGGAGCUCGAUAAGGAAAUUACUAAAUCGGGAAUUGAUAAGCUUGCCAAUCCCAUAGCCCUGAAGAUUCGCAGUUGGAUGAAUGGGCAGAGUCUUUGGAAUGGUGUAACCGAUGCCGAUCUCAAAUGUGCCGUCCGCUACAGCCUAGUUGCGCUCUGCGCUUCUGUGAGGCAGGUUGGCAAUGAGAUAAAUUCACUAGGUACCGACAAGUUUGGCGAAAUCUUGGACACUAUAAAGCCGGUUGUUGAUAGGCUAUAUAGUAAUCUUGAACAGGCGACUAGCCAAUCCAAUCCUCCCGGCGCCUCCGACCAAGAAAGCCCCGCCGCAACCGUGGACACUAGGUUGGAGGAGGUGAGGGAGUUCGUGAAUGGGGAAAAUAGUGAUAAAGAUCUCGCCAAAAUAUUUAAUGAGAAAGUCACGGAUGAACUUACCAAAGCAGUUACUGCACUUCCCUCCGCCGUCACGCAGUUCAACGAUGCCGCCGAAACUCAGAUCAGGGAAGCGGCCAAGGCGGCGAUUAAGGAGGCGGCUGAGCAGAUUAGUGAGGAUAAAAAUGUAACGCCUGAUGAAUUAAAGAAAACAAUGCAGUAUUUUAGCGGUCAGUUCACUAAGAUAAUUGAUCAUACACAUGGGCUCCAAAGUAGUCUUGAGAAGAAAGUGAAUGAGCACAUUGGGGAGGAUGAUCCGCCAGGUCAGCAAGGUGGUAAAGCAGCUGAGAAGGUAAAAAUUACUAAAGCAAAAUUUCCGAAUUACGAUGGUCACGUUAAACAAGAAAAGAUCAAAGCUCUUCAGCCAGGUGGUACCCUGACCGGCGUUGCAGGCGAAGGCCAUCUUCCAGCGGCGAUCGGGAACAUCAAGACUGAGGUGGACAAAGCUUUGGAAAUGAUAGAGCCACGACCUCGUGAUGGAGUUGACAAAAUUGAUACAAGCACAUUCACUGAGCCGUUCAAUAAAAUUCGAACACAACUUGUAGCUAUUACCGAGAUUCUUACCAACGAUGGCAGGGGUUUUCUGGGUGACCGCACUAUCACGGACAAAAAAGGCAUCAAAAUCCUUUUGACUGAGCUUGAAAGAGCUCUUGAAAAGGACAGGUUAGAUAAAGCUCCAAAAGGUUUAGAUGAAAUCAAAAAGGCUAUUGAAGGUAUGCAAAAAGGGGCGUUCACUACCCAACCAAAAGCAAUCGACAAAGCCGUCCAAGAAAUUAAGUUGCAGCUUGAAAAGCUUAGACGGAAGUUGAAGAAUGAAAGUGGAGCAAAAGAUAAGGAUGUCAUUGAAAGGUUAACAGAUUUGAGAAACGUUGGCCUUGGUCAAAAUUCGUGGAAUGGGAAAAUGUCCAACGGUAAAACUCUCAGUGGUCUCGGGAGAAUUGAGAGUGAGCUUAACACUGAAAUUAACAAGUUGCCUCAACAAACCGGCAUUAUUACCGCGGCCAUCGACGCAAUUGAGUGGGAACUCAGAAUUAUCGGAGUUAAGUUGGAUCAUAAACACACCCAUGAUGACAUCAUCGACCGGUUGGAGUGGUUAGGUAGGAAACUGGGGAAGAAUGCAAAAAAGGAUCGCGUCAAUCUUCAAACCAUUUAUGAAGUGAUUAGUUGGGUGCAAGAUUGGCCAUUUACUCAGCAUCCCAACACUAUCCAAACAGCCAACAACCUUAUUAAACAAGAACUCACUGCCCUUCAAGGUGAGUUGCAAGGCACCAAGCCAGGCGAAGAUGUCAUUGCAACACUGAACGAUUUGAAGGGCGAUGGACUAAGUAAAAAUAGUUGGCACCCCAACGGUAAAAAUGGAAAAGGCCUUAAAAGCAUCGAAAGUGAACUGCAGCAUCAACAAAGUGAGCUGUCCUCCCAACCCGGUGAAAUCGGCGGUGGCGUCGACCAAAUCACCACGGAGCUUCAAAGGCUUCAGAAGCAGUUGAACGAUGAGGUCACCGAAAAGCUGAGAAAGCUGAAAGACCAUGGCCUUACUGAAGGUAAAGAAGCGUGGACACAUGAAGGUAAGUCUCUCACAGGUAUCCAAAAAAUCACCACAGACAUCGAGGCCAUAAAAACCACGGACGUUAAGGACGUCAGGCAUUAUGUCGUCGCCCUGUGCAGUGCUGUCAGGCAUAACGCAAGAGAUCUCAAAGGCAUUUUAAAGGAAGUGAAAGAAAUAUUGCUUGACAAAGAGAUGAAGAAAAUUUACAGUGAUAUCUACAAUCUGCUAUUCGGCCCGCUGGACAAUGUCAUUCGAUCACUCAAGAAGUUUGAUAAAUACGCCGCCUUGGCCGCUUCCCUGAUCUGA
Babesia ovata is the source of this 3069-nucleotide messenger RNA. Its product is annotated as Extracellular matrix-binding ebh, putative. The record is from RefSeq and is a predicted model, not a curated record. The coding region runs from base 1 to 3069 and encodes 1022 amino acids. The transcript has a single exon. Lineage: Eukaryota; Apicomplexa; Aconoidasida; Piroplasmida; Babesiidae.